AUGACCAACGACGACAAGCAAGAUGCCGGACCAGAUCCGAUCUUGCUCUCGCUCUUCGCCAACCGCUUCAUGUCCGUAGCCGAAUCCAUGGGCAAAUCGCUCCAACAGACGUCGAUCUCUACCAACAUCAAGGAACGGCUCGACUUCUCAUGUGCGCUCUUCAGCCCAGCCGGCUCGCUCGUCGCCAAUGCACCACAUCUUCCGGUACAUCUUGGCUCCAUGUCGUUUGCAGUCAAGUUUCAGGUCGACUAUCUCGCCUCGAUCGGCGAAAAGAUGAAACGAGGCGAUGUGAUCAUGGCCAACAUGCCUAUGGCUGGAGGAUCCCACUUGCCGGACAUCACCUGCAUCACACCAUGCCAUGCGGAAGACUCGGACGAGAUCAUCUUUUUCUGCGCCAGCAGAGGUCAUCACGCUGACAUCGGUGGUAUCACAGCAGGCUCGAUGCCGCCGACAUCCAAGACGCUCUUCGAGGAAGGUGCAAGGAUCAAAUCGUUCAAGAUCGUCAGCGAGGGCAAAUUCGAUCGCAAAGGUUUGGAAAGGUACAUGCUGGAAGAACCAGCACAAUACCCGGGAUGUUCGGGAACGAGGUGUUUCAGAGAUGUGGAGAGCGAUUUGCAGGCGCAGAUCGCAGCCAAUCAAAAGGGCAUCAAUCUCAUUCACAUGUUGGUGGCAGAGUGGGGGCUGAACAAAGUGCAGCAGUAUAUGGAGUACAUCCGUAACAAUGCGGAGCAGGCGGUGCGAUCGUUGCUGCGAGAUGUGGCAAAGCGACAGGGGACGAAGCUACACGCGGUGGACUACAUGGACGACGGAACACCCAUCGAGCUGAGUGUCGAUAUCGAUACGGAAAAGGGCUCGGCGACGUUCGAUUUCGAGGGUACGGGUCCGGAGGUGGCUGCCAACUUCAACUGUCCUCGAUCGGUGGUUUCGAGCGCCAUCAUCUACUGCCUUCGAUCGAUGGUGUCCUCCGAGAUCCCGCUGAACCAGGGCUGCUUGACGCCCAUUGAUAUUCGUAUCCCCAAAGGCUCGCUACUAGAUCCCAGCGAUACCGCCGCUGUGGUCGGCGGCAAUGUUCUCACAAGUCAACGAAUCACCGACGUGGUGCUCAGAGCGUUCAAUGCGGCAGCUGCGAGUCAGGGCGAUACGAACAACCUCACGUUCGGUCUGGGAGGCAAAGACAAGGAUGGCAAUCAUAUCGAAGGAUUCGGAUACUACGAGACCAUUGCAGGUGGUUCGGGAGCUGGUCCUUACUGGCACGGCACGUCGGGCGUCCACACGCAUAUGACGAACACGCGCAUCACGGACCCGGAGAUCAUGGAGAGGAGGUAUCCCGUCGUACUGCGCGAGUUUUCGUUGCGAGAUGGGUCUGGUGGGGAAGGGGAGUUCCGAGGAGGCGAUGGGGUGGUGAGGGACAUCGAGUUUCUCAGCCCGGGUAUACAGGUGUCGAUUUUGAGCGAGAGGAGGGUGUUCUCGCCGUUUGGACUGGAAGGCGGUGAAAGUGCCAAGAAAGGGAUGAACCUGUGGGUCAAGCAGAGGCGGGAGGCGGAAGGAGAUCUGAGGGAAGGCGAAGAGGAAGAGAAAGCUCCGCCGAGGAUCAUCAAUCUGAGCGGGAAGAACACCACGCCGAUGGGAAGGGGUGAUCGCAUCGUGAUCCAGACGCCUGGUGGCGGUGGUUGGGGUAGCAAAGACGAAAGCAAACCGCAGCACAGCAAGAAGCAAAAGCAGAACGAAAAAGAGGAAGAAGGAGAGCAAGAGGACCCGAAAACCAGAGCGCCGAUCAACCAGCGCAACGCUUCGGGCAGGAUGGCUCCUCUGCUCAACGAUGCAAACGCGUCCAGCGGUGUGAUUGCGAAGGGUGAGGACGAUAGCGAUCCUCGCAGCACGCACAGUGUGGUCAAGGAGGGUGCGCAUCAUACGACCAGGACGAAGGGUAGUAUGGCCGAGUGGAGUUCGCUGCAGUUGGGUGCCUGA
Molecule: messenger RNA, 1968 nt
Organism: Pseudozyma hubeiensis SY62
Lineage: Eukaryota; Fungi; Basidiomycota; Ustilaginomycetes; Ustilaginales; Ustilaginaceae
Product: cytoplasm protein
Exons: 1
Coding region: 1-1968 (655 amino acids)
Biological process (GO): glutathione metabolic process
Cellular component (GO): cytosol
Molecular function (GO): 5-oxoprolinase (ATP-hydrolyzing) activity
Source: RefSeq, a predicted model, not a curated record